Messenger RNA from Aspergillus niger, 969 nucleotides. RefSeq lists its product as uncharacterized. The transcript has 5 exons. The record is from RefSeq and is a predicted model, not a curated record. The coding region runs from base 1 to 969 and encodes 322 amino acids. NCBI's taxonomy places the organism in Eukaryota, Fungi, Ascomycota, Eurotiomycetes, Eurotiales, Aspergillaceae.
AUGUCGCUAGAACAAGUGUCAGGUGGAGGCACCGAGGGUGACUUUCAGCACCCAAACGAGAACUUACGUCGGUCGACCAUCAUUGCACUUUAUUUUGCCUUUAUUAUGUCCACGGUUGCCGUGGCCCUACGCCUUCUCGCGAGAAAGAUCACUGGGUCAAGCUUUGGUAUAGCCGUCGCUUGUAUCCUUUCCGAAAUUCACGCUAACUGGUCACUAAAAUUAAGCUUUUCAAAUAUGGCUGUUCGAUCGGUGUCACAAUCCAUCGGAUGGUCCAACUCCUUCGUUUACACACUCUGCGUCAUGUUCAUUAAAUUGUCUAUCCUGGCGGUCUAUAAGCGACUAUUCGCUGCUAGGAGCAUGAAAAUUGCUGCCAACAUUGUUGCCGUGAUUGUCGUCCUCUGGGCCGUGAGCAUCAGCAUUGGCGGUGUUCUGAACUGUGUUCCGGUUCAGAAAUUCUGGGAUCGCGCGGUCCCGGGACACUGCGUCAAUACUGUGGCCUACUACUACGGCCAGCAGAUUCCCAACAUCCUCACAGAUGUGGUUCUGCUCAUCAUGCCGCUGAAAAGCGUCUGGGAACUACCCAUUUCCAAGACUCAACGGUUGUUGCUGUCGGGGGUGUUUCUGGUCGGAAUACUGACCCUGAUUUUCGACAUCUUGCGCCUGGUCGCGAUGAUUGAGCUGACGCAAGCCGGUCCAGAUAUUACCUACAACCAAGUCCCAGUCGUCGUGUGGACAUGCAUGGAGGCAGCAGUGGGAAUCACAGCGGCAUGCAUGUCUCAUAUCCGACCUCUUUUCAACCUCAAGCUCUGGUCUCGAAUUCGCUACUCCGGCCAGGAACCUGGAAAGGGAUCGACCAACUCGUCCGAAGAGGGUUUCUCUUCUUCCGACCGAACCCUCUUUGAUCCAUGCGGAACCCAGACUACCAUCUCCGCUGGCCACGAAGUGCACGCUGAGCAUGAGAAGCCAUGA